AUGUAACAUGUGCGAGUAAUAAAUAUCAAUGUAAUAAUGGACGAUGUAUCAGUGAAGUUUGGCUCUGUGAUGGAGAUAACGACUGUGGAGAUAUGUCCGAUGAAAAAAAUUGUCCGGAGAAGACGUGUCGUCCAGAUGAAUUUCGAUGUAAUAAUUCACUGUGUAUAUCUCAAGCUCUCGUCUGUGAUACUGAUAAUGAUUGCGGUGAUAGUUCGGACGAGGGAGAAUUUUGUACGAACCACAAAUGUCAACCAGGAUUUUUUCAAUGUGAUAAUAAACGAUGUAUACCAGAUCAUCUAGUGUGUAACGGAGGUCUGGACUGUUUUGACGAAAGCGACGAGUAUGAUUGUCCAGCCUUAAACUGUACUGGUCGACGUUGGACGUGUAAAACGGUACGACAGUGUAUCUCUCGGAAAUAUCAAUGCGAUGGAGUCGACGAUUGCACAGAUGCUAGUGAUGAGGAAGAUUGUGCUACACGAGCGCCUGAUGAAUGCCAUGAUAAUGAGUUUAAAUGUACAGUUGGAGGUUGUAUACCAGAAACGUGGAAAUGUGACGGACAGGAGGAUUGUGAGGAUGGCUCGGAUGAACCCUCGACUUGUGCAACACCGACAUGUUACUCAGGAAGAUUUAGAUGUAAUAAUGGAAGAUGUAUAUUUCACGGGUGGGUUUGUGAUGGAGAUGACGACUGCGGUGAUAAUUCAGACGAAGCUCAGAGUCUGACUUGUGCCCCACCCCCAUUCAGUUGUCCAUCAGGAGAAUGGGAAUGCCCUGGUACCAGAGUCUGUAUUAAUAUUACCAGCGUCUGCGAUGGUUCCAUAGAUUGUCCUCAAGGUCAUGACGAAAGUCCAGUCUGCAAUUCGGAGAGUUGUAGGCUAGAAAAUGGUGGCUGUAGUCAUCGUUGUAUUCAGACUCCGCGUGGUGCUGAGUGUUUUUGUCCUGAAGGUCAGGAAUUGAAUGAUACCAAGAUCUGUCAAGAUAAGAAUGAAUGUGACCCCCCAGGAAUUUGUAGCCAGACGUGUAUUAAUACGAAGGGGUCUUAUAAAUGUCAAUGUGACGAAGGUUAUUCUUUAUUACCCGAUAAAAAAACAUGUCAAGCUAGCAGAAACACGUCUGAAGUGUUUCUAUUAGUUGCUACAAGAAAGACUAUCAUACGAUCUAGUCUAGAUGCCUGGAUGUACAAGUCUUUACCACUGGUUAACCAGAGAUCGCUGUCUGCUAUUGAUAUAGACGUAGCCACAGGACAUAUUUACUAUUCUGAUACAGGCCUGAAGAAGAUUUUCAGAGCUACGUAUAAUGGUACAGAUAUUACGGAGAUAAUAUCAACUGGUGUAGAUGUUAUAGAAGAUAUAGCUGUUGAUUGGAUCGCUAGGAAUAUUUAUUGGACGGAUUAUCGUAUGGAGACGGUCGAGGUAGCAGAUAUUGACGGUAACGAAAGAGUCGUACUGAUUAGUACUAAUAUUACUAAUCCUAGAGGUAUUGAAGUGGAUCCCAGAGACGGGUUACGAUAUUUGUUUUGGUCAGAUUGGGGUCAGAAUCCAAAAAUAGAGCGUGUUGGAUUGGACGGUUCCAGUCGAGUUGCCAUAGUAACAGACAAGAUUUACUGGCCGAAUGCCUUAACUCUGGAUUAUCCGAACAAACGUCUCUAUUUCGCAGACGCCAGAUUAGAUUUUAUAGAUUACUGCAAUUACGAUGGUAGUGGACGACACAGGAUGUUUUCCAACGAUCAUUUUUUGAGACAUCCUCAUGCCUUAACGAUAUUUGAAGAUCGUAUCUAUUGGACGGAUCGUGCCGCUAAUCGAAUAUCGCGAUGUAAUAAAUUCAACUGUACGGAGAGAACGGUGAUGGCAUCAAAUAUUGCCCGCCCCCUGGGAAUCGUUGCUUAUCAUUCGGUACGACAACCAAUUGGCAGUAACUCGUGUGAAAAGAAACCAUGCAGUCAUCUGUGUCUGCUAUCACCAACAUCAGAAUUAGGUUAUAAAUGUUUGUGUCCAGUUGGAUUCAAGAUGGAUGCCACCAGUCAUGUUUGUAAACAAGCUAGUGAAGUUGUAUUGUUAUACAUGCAGCCUAGAAUGAUAUCAGGUAUAAAACCUGAUAGCAAGGGUAAACCAAGUAUGAUACCAGUUACUUCCCUUGUUGAUGGUUUAGAUUUCGACUACGACAGUCGCGAAGGUUUUAUAUACUAUAUCGAGAAGGAAAACGGUAGUUUGAGAAGAAUUCAAAUCAAUGGUCAAAACGCGUCAGAAUUUGUCCCGACGGCCGUCAUUGGUCAGCCUAAUGCCCUGGCUAUUGAUUGGCUCUCUAAUAAUUUAUAUUGGGCCAAUGAAGAUAUGAGCACGAUAGAAGUUAUGAAGAUGACGGGGGAGAAACACUAUCGUAAAAUAUUAAUCAGUAAUAAUGGGAAAGAGACUGAUGUAGCUGCUCCGUUAUCUAUUUGUUUAGAUCCAGUUCAAGGGAAACUAUAUUGGUCUGAUAAAGGAGGUAAUGGCGUCCCUGCUAAAAUAGGCGUAAUGAAUAUGGACGGAACCAAGUCUAAAGUUUUGGUAUCAACUGAUAUUAGAGUACCACAAUAUCUUACUAUAGACAUCAAUAACCAGGCUUUAUAUUGGUCCGAUUCUUUCCAUCAAGACACUGAUUCCGAACCUAAGUCACCAGGCGGUUUAACGGUUUACAAGAAUCGUUUGUAUUAUACUGAUUCUGAUUACGAGGCCAUCUAUGAGGCCAACUUUUCAAAUUUGACACAUCCAACGCAGGUCAAAAAUAAUCUUCCAAAAUUACAGUCACUGAAAAUAUAUUAUGACAGGCAUGAUAGUGGAAGCAAUGGGUGUUCAGAUAAUUACGGAGGAUGUUCACAGUUAUGUUUACCAAUUGGUGUGAACAAACAGAAGAAAUGCGACUGUGGUAUCGGAUUUGUUUUACAAUCCAACGGUGAUUGCCAAGAAUCGAAUUCGUUCCUGUUGAUAUCACAGUAUAAAAAGUUACGAGGGUUUGGACUGAGUGAACAGAAUCCUCAAGAAGCUAUGGUACCAGUUGGUGGAGAAGGUAGAGCAAUCAGUAAAAUAGAAGUCAUAAUGAAAUUUGGAUAUAUUUAUUGGACGGAUUUGAAUCCAGGGGACAAGAUCAACAAAGCCGCCAGUACGUUGAAUCGUAUCAAAGCAGACGGCUCAGAAUUUCAAGUUGUAAUUAAAUCUGGAGUAGGAACGAACGGAAUUCAAGGCAUCGCUAUUGAUUGGUUAGCAGGAAAUCUAUAUUUUACCAAUGCAUUCACCAUUGAAACGUUUAUCGAGGCGUGUCGAUUGGACGGAAGUUAUCGUAGAGUUAUAAUACGUGAACCACAAGGCCGACCUCGUUCGAUUGCUGUUGAUCCUAUCAAAAGAUAUAUAUAUUGGGCAGACUACGGUCAACAUCCGAAGAUCGAGAGAGCGAAUCUAGACGGAAGUAACAGAACAACGUUAGUAUCAAAUGGUAUAAGUUUUCCGCGAGAUAUAGCCGUUGAUAUUAUAACUCAUGAUGUUUAUUGGGUAGAUUCUGUCGUGGAUGCGUUACAAUCGAUCAGCUAUAAUGGAGAAAACAGACAGUACAUCAAAAUUAAUUUACCAAAUCCGUUUGGCGUGGCCGUUUACGGAGAUUGGAUCUAUUGGGUGGAUAGAAAUCUGAAAAAGAUAUUUAAAGGUAGAAAGACAAAGAGAUCCAAUGAUUCUAUUAUCGUCGUCAAGAGUGAUCUUCCAGAACUUCGAGAUGUCAAAAUAUUCGACGAUUCAAUUCAACCAAAAGGUGAAAGUCCGUGUAUUAACAACAAUGGCGGAUGUGAUCAGCUCUGUUUCGCUCUACCAAAUAAAGACGAUCCGACUUGUGUCUGUGCUUCAGGAAAACUCGAUACAGACGGCAAAUCUUGUACAGCUCCUAGUGAUUUUCUAAUCUAUGCCGCAGAAAACGAAAUCCGUGGUAUCAGUUUAGAUCUGAAAAAUAUGGCGGCACCAAUUCCACCUAUCACUGGCCUGCGAGGUGCCGUAGCUGUAGACUUUGACGCCAAGACACAAUAUAUAUAUUUUAGUCAAGUUGGUGGAAAGAAAAUCAGUCAAGUUAAGAAAGGAUCGGUGAAAGUUGAAGACAUUUUGGAUAACGAUAUUAACAGUACCCUAUCUAAUCAUGAUAUAACGUCAGUAGAAGGAAUGGCGUUUGAUUGGGUCAGUAAAAGACUGUAUUGGGCUGAUCUGUUUAAGAAGAGAAUCUACAGUAUGGGAAUAGAUAAGAGUAAUAAGAUUGAGCUGGCCGUUGUGAACAGUCCGAGAGCUGUAGCUGUUGAUCCCUGCAGUGGAGAUCGUAUAGAGAGAUCUAAUAUACAUGGAAUGUACAGAGAGAUAAUAAUACAGACAACUGUACAUCCCUUCUCCUUGACGAUUUAUAAACAGUACAUCUUUUGGACGGAUUGGACGCUCAGAGGUGUUUUCCGCGCGGAGAAACAUACAGGUUCGGAUAUGAAGAUGUUGAUUCAGGGUAUUUCAGCUCGACCAAUGGGAAUAGUUGUUUUCUCUCCAGACAGACAGAAAUGUGAUGAUAAUCCAUGUGCUAAAUUUAACGGGGGUUGUAGUCAUGGAUGUCAUCCGUCGCCGAAAGGAGAACCAGAAUGUUCAUGUCAAGAGGGAAGUGGAUUAGUUCUGGGUAAGGACGGAAAAAUGUGUAUACCAGAGAACCAUAAUUGUACGUCAACGCAGUUUGUAUGUGAAAAUGGCCGCUGUUUGAUUCAGAGAUGGGUCUGUGACAUGGAUGAUGACUGUAGAGAUAAUAGUGAUGAGAACCCCAAUCACUGUGCUCUUCACACUUGUGAUCCGACACAUUUUCGUUGUAAUAAUGGCCGCUGUAUUCCUCUCAGAUAUCGUUGUGAUUUCGAUGAUGACUGUCGUGAUAAUUCUGAUGAAUUUGAUUGUCCCUACCCUACGUGUGGUCCAGACCAAUUUAGCUGUUUAAAUUUCCGCUGUAUUGAUAAAGGUCAAGUUUGUGACGGGGUUGAUAAUUGUCGAGACGGAAACAAAACAGAUGAAAUGAAUUGUCCUCCGCGAGUUUGUCCCUCCAAUCAAGUGAAAUGUCCUAACACCAAUAUCUGUAUUGUAAGACGGUAUAUGUGUGAUGGAGACGACGACUGCGGAGAUAAUUACGAUGAAAAUCCUCUCUUCUGUAAUCAGGUCACGUGUGCUGCAGGUGAUUUCUACUGUACUGAAACACAUAAAUGUAUUCCUGGAGCUUGGCAUUGUGAUGGAGAAAACGAUUGUGGUUCUAACGAGGAUGAAUCAGAAUACUGCUCGUUUAACAAUCGAACAUGUUUUGGUAACCAGUUUACCUGUGAUAGUGGUAAAUGUAUUUCGUCACGCUGGGUUUGUGACGGUACCGACGAUUGUGGUGAUAACUCUGAUGAAGCCGACACCCUCAAUUGUGCUGAGAGAACGUGCCAACCAGACACCUUCACCUGUGAAUCUAACAAACAGGCAGGUUCCUACCCGUGUAUAGAUAGACGUCGUGUUUGUGACGGGGUGAGGAACUGUAUAGGGGGUGAAGAUGAAAUGCAGUCGUGUCCUGUACGAUCCUGUCAACCGAACCAGUUUCAAUGUACAAACGGUAUUUGUAUAUCGUUGAGAUUUUAUUGUGAUUUAGAUAACGAUUGUGGUGAUAACUCAGAUGAACCAGAUCAAUGUGUAACACCAGAACCAACGUGUGCCGGAAAUGAGUUUCGUUGUGACAGUGGAGAUUGUGUAUCUUAUAAUGUCGUCUGCAACAAAAACCCUGAUUGUUCGGACGAAUCUGAUGAAAAACAUUGCCAUAUUGACGAAUGUGAAAAGACGGAGAUUAACCAAUGUGAACACGAAUGCGUCGAUACAUUAACGAGCUUUCACUGUGAAUGUCACACAGGCUAUCGAUUGAUGUCGGACAGAAAGGCGUGUCAAGAUAUCAACGAAUGUACAGACGUGCCAGGGGCUUGUAGUCAGAUCUGCGAGAAUACGGAAGGAAGUUACAAAUGUAAAUGUACAGAAGGUUACCAACGACAAGCAGACGGUAUUUCUUGCAAGAAGAUAGACAAUAUUAAACCGUGGCUAGUAUUCGCUAAUCGUUACUAUGUUAGAGAACUAUCAACAGACGGUCAGAACUACAGAAGAGUCGCCCAAGGGUUUGACAAUGUGGUUGCUCUAGAUUUUGACGUUAAAGAAGAUCGUUUGUAUUUUACGGAUGUCAAGGCUCAUAAGAUUUACCGUAUUUAUCUAAAUGGUACCGGACAGGAAGUCAUUAUUCAACAUAACGUUCCCAGUGCCGAGGGAUUAUCGGUCGACUGGAUUGGAAGGAAGUUGUAUUGGGUUGAUGGUAGAAAAUCCUCACUGAAUGUAGCAGAAUUAAACGGAACUAAUAGAUGUACUUUAUUAAAAUCUCAGAUGAGACGACCUAGAGCUAUAGUUGUUGAUCCAGUACAUGGGUAUAUCUAUUGGACAGAUUGGGGUGUAAAAUCUUCGAUUGGUCGUGUAGGAAUGGAUGGAUCCAACGCUACAGUUGAUUUCGUCACCAAUAAAAUGGGCUGGCCUAACGCCUUGACGAUAGAUUACGACACGGGAAGACUCUGGUGGGCGGAUGCACAUUUAGAUAUUAUUGAAUAUAUCAACAUUGAUGGAAGUGGAAGACACACUGUAUUACAAGGUGUUCCUCAUCCCUUCGCGAUUACGGUGUUCGAGGACUGGAUGUACUGGACAGACUGGAAUCAUCUUUCGAUUGAGAAGGCCAAUAAAUAUACCGGAGCCAAUCAUACGAUUUUACGGAAUAUAACUCAUAGACCGAUGGAUAUUCAUGUUUACCAUCCUCUCAGACAAAAAGUUGAAUAUUUUCUGUAUUUUAGGAAGUUGUAUUGGGUUGAUGGUAGAAAAUCCUCACUGAAUGUAGCAGAAUUAAACGGAACUAAUAGAUGUACUUUAUUAAAAUCUCAGAUGAGACGACCUAGAGCUAUAGUUGUUGAUCCUGUACACGGGUAUAUCUAUUGGACAGAUUGGGGUGUAAAAUCUUCCAUUGGUCGUGUAGGAAUGGAUGGAUCCAACGCUACAGUUGAUUUCGUCACCAAUAAGAUGGGCUGGCCUAACGCCUUGACGAUAGAUUACGACACGGGAAGACUCUGGUGGGCGGAUGCACAUUUAGAUAUUAUUGAAUAUAUCAACAUUGAUGGAAGUGGAAGACACACAGUAUUACAAGGUGUUCCUCAUCCCUUCGCGAUUACGGUGUUCGAGGACUGGAUGUACUGGACAGACUGGAAUCAUCUUUCGAUUGAGAAGGCCAAUAAAUAUACCGGAGCCAAUCAUACGAUUUUACGGAAUAUAACUCAUAGACCGAUGGAUAUUCAUGUUUACCAUCCUCUCAGACAAAAAGUUGGCUCAAGAGGAAGUCCAUGUGGUAAAAACAAUGGCGGCUGUUCACAUGUCUGCUUAAUAGGGGCAGGGGGAGACAACUACGCUUGUAAAUGUCCUGAUUUUUUUGUUAUGACCCCGGACAACAAGACGUGUAUCGCUAAUUGUAGUAGUUCUCAGUUCCGUUGUGGUCCUACUGAUGAUCGAUGUGUUCCGUUACUAUGGAAAUGUGAUGGAGAUAAAGAUUGUAAAGAUGGCAUGGAUGAACCCGAAGACUGCCCUGUGAAAGUCUGCGCUCCAGGACAAUUCCAGUGUAAAAAUAACAACUGUACGUUUGUGUUUCGCGUCUGUGAUUUGCACGACGACUGCGGAGAUGGUAGCGAUGAAGAAAAUUGUAACACAAGACAAUGUGAAUCGUGGCAAUUCAAAUGUAAUAAUUAUAAGUGUAUACCUAAGAAAUGGCAGUGCGAUGGUGAAGACGAUUGCGGGGACGGAUCAGAUGAAUUGUCCCAUUCUUGUGGUAAUUCUACGUGUAGCGUUGGACAGUUUAUGUGUGAUAACAAGCGAUGUAUACCAGCCACGUGGAAAUGUGAUUUCGAUGAUGAUUGUGGUGAUGGCUCUGAUGAAAAAACAUCAUUUAAUUGUGAAUCGCGAUCAUGUUUAACAGGAUGGUGGAAAUGUAAAACUAAUUAUAGAUGUGUACCGAACUGGUCACGAUGUGAUGGAGAAGAUGAUUGCCGUGAUAAUUCCGAUGAACUAGAAGAGAACUGUCCAGUCUGUCAUCCGACUGGAGACUGGAAAUGUGCCAAUAGAAAAUGUAUCCCGAAACGCUGGCUGUGUGAUUUUGAUGACGAUUGUGGUGAUAACUCUGAUGAAGCUUCGGAUACAUGUGCUGAUAAACUUCGUUCGUGUUCAGAAUCGGAGUUUCGUUGUGAUAAUAAGAAAUGUAUUCAAGGAAAAUGGCGGUGUGAUCACGAUAAUGACUGCGGUGAUGGCUCGGACGAAGAUCCACAAUAUUGUACAAAAUUUAAAGAGUGUGAUAAAGACCAGUUCCAAUGUAGCAGUGGUCAUUGUAUUAGUUUAAACACUAUCUGUGAUGGCGCCAGAGAUUGUUUUGAUGCCUCUGAUGAACAGAAUUGUACGGCGCCAUAUCCUGGAAAUAAAUUCUGUCCUGACAGUAAAUUCGAAUGUGCCAAUCAUAUUUGUAUAUCGACCAAUUGGAAAUGUGACGGAGACAAUGAUUGUGGAGAUGAUUCAGAUGAAACAGCUGAAGUUUGUAAGUCAGUGGAUUGUGAAGAUGCUGGGAAAUUUCAGUGUGAUAAUUUUAAAUGUAUACCCAAGUUUAAGAUUUGUGAUGAGAUAAAUAAUUGUGGAGACGGCUCUGAUGAAAAUAAACCGGGUCUUUGUAAAGUUCAGUCUAACAGAAUCUGUACAGAAAAAGAGUUUAAAUGUACCAAUAGGAAUUGUAUUGAGGGAACUCGAGUCUGUGAUAACGUUGAUGAUUGCGGUGAUCGGUCUGAUGAAGAUGGCUGCAAUAAAGAUUCCGAUGAUUCUUCAUGUUCAAAAGAAAAUGGUGGAUGUGCCCAGAAUUGUACGUCAUUAAAAGAUGGUGGAUAUUAUUGCAGUUGUAAACCAGGAUAUCAGAUUGGAAGAGAAGACAGGAAGUCUUGUGAAGAUAUUAACGAAUGUGAUAGGUGGGGUAACAACUGUCCCCAGAAAUGUCAGAAUAUAAAGGGCACGUAUAAAUGUCAAUGUGCGGAGGGUUUCAGGGAUCGUCAACGAAAAGGAACCGAAUGCAAGGCCAGUGAUGGCAGUCUGAUCAUUUUCUUCGGCAUUGGUGGAGCUAUACAACAAUACAGAUCAUCAACGAAGGAGUACACCAACGCCAUCUUGAAAAGUCAAAGAGUUCAAUCCAUAGACGUGGAUGUUGCUUGGAAUUUGAUAUUCUGGACCGAUAAAUCUGAAAAAAAAAUAAAACGCGCUACUCUACCUCCGGAUGCUACAGUUUCUGGUGUUGCCCGAACCAUCGUUAGCUUUGACGUAAAACAACCAGAAGGUAUUGCAGUGGAUUGGGUGGGAAAAAAUAUAUAUUGGGCCGACAGUUUAAAGAAGACGAUUUCCGUAGCUAAGAAUGACGGAAGAUAUACACGGUCACUAAUAGCAACUGAUUUAGAUUAUCCAAUGGGUGUCGCUGUAAUCCACGACUGGGACGCGAGUGAAAACAAACCAAAAAUAGAAUAUUCAUGGAUGAACGGAGAUCAACGUAAAGUUUUAGUUAACAGUAACUUGGUUUAUCCGACUGGAAUAACAAUAGAUUAUUUUAUGAAUGAUCGUAUUUACUGGUGUGAUUAUAAAUCUAACGUCAUAGAAACCAUGAAAUAUGACGGAACUGACCGUCAUAUCGUUAUUAAAAAGGGUAUCUAUAAACCCUUCAAUAUAGAUGUUUUUGAAAGUAUGUUGUACUGGUCCUCGCGAGAUGAAGGCAGAAUUAUAAAGAUGAAUAAAUUUGGAAAAGGCACGAAUUCUACGUUACAAACUGGGUUAUUGUUACCUACUGGCGUUAAAGUUUUCCAUAAAAAACGUUCCGAUUUAGCAGUGAAGAACAAUUGUUCCGAUUCAAGCUGUAGCCAUCUUUGUUUAUUGACCCCUGUUGGUUUUACAUGUGCCUGUCCCCAGGGGUCGAGUGCCCUACCGUCAAAUCAAAAUAUAUGCGACGCUCCUCAAGAAAAACCACAAUCGAAACCGAUGACUUGUGAUUGUAGAAAUGGUGGAACUUGUGUUGGAACAGAAAAUAUCGGAUUCACUUGUAAAUGUUUGGAAGGUUAUAUUGGUGAUUUCUGUGAAAUAGCUCCAGUCAGAGUUCUAGAAUCAGAGAAUUUAACGAGCGUUAUUAUUCCGGUCGUCGUUGUUAUUAUUAUUAUUAUUUUAUUGGUUGUUGUUUUUGUUAUUUUACGUAAAAAAGGAAUUCUCCUCAGCUUCAAAAAAUUUCUACCGAAAGGUUCGAAUGAUAUGAAGAAAUUUCGAGGUAUUGCUCAAUAUAACGAGGCAGGUGACGUGAAUCUAAAAUUACCGUACGUUACUGGUGGGAAACCAAGUACAUCAAACGCACCACCAGAUGAUAUUUUACAGGAUCCAACGAAACCGACAAAUUUUUGCAACCCAAUAAUUCUCCUCAGCUUCAAAAAAUUUCUACCGAAAGGUUCGAAUGAUAUGAAGAAAUUUCGAGGUAUUGCUCAAUAUAACGAGGCAGGUGACGUGAAUCUAAAAUUACCGUACGUUACUGGUGGGAAACCAAGUACAUCAAACAAAAACUCAAGACGGAGUGUAGACGUCAAGAUGCAAGAAGAUGGAAGCAGCUCAGUUGGAACCUACAGCACCAUCAGAAGUAUUUUUACAGAUAACGGUGCUUCGUUUUACUGUCCUGGCUCGCAUUCUGUCGUUACCAGCGGAUCCUUCGUCAGCGCUUGUGAGAGUUUACAAGACCGACUUCAUGCGUUGGAUCUUUCAACCGAUCAUAACUUAAGAAAUUCUGUCAUUGUCAAAGAAUUUUUGUUUAAAGGGAAAUCCUGGGACGGACGCCAUAGCGAGGACAGACCCUUGGGGUACGGAUUCCAUAGCGCGGAUAGAGCCUUGAGGUACGGAUUCCAUAACGAGAGAGCCUUGGGGUACGGAUUCCAUAACGAGAGAGCCUUGGGGGUCGGACUCCACCAUAGCGAGUUCAUAGCCUUGGGGUACGAAUUUCAUAGCGAGGGAAGAGCCUUAGGGGUAGAGUAUGGCGAGGAAAUUUUGGACUACAGUGAUAUAUUAAAGAAGCUCUUGCGGAAAAGACCGGACAGUUUUUGCUGUGAAUUCCUGGAUGAUCGCGAUCUUGGUGAUGUGGUGAAAACUGAAAUUGAAAAUAAAAUUCGAUUUUGUCUUCAAAGAAACUGA
Messenger RNA from Lottia gigantea (owl limpet), 11300 nucleotides. RefSeq lists its product as hypothetical. Gene Ontology annotation, molecular function: protein binding; calcium ion binding. The annotation marks the transcript as partial. NCBI's taxonomy places the organism in Eukaryota, Metazoa, Mollusca, Gastropoda, Lottiidae. The record is from RefSeq and is a predicted model, not a curated record. The transcript is spliced from 66 exons.